AAGUUCCAAGGUGGAGAGGCAUCGAACGACUGCUCAUCCUGAACGACAAAUUGCAGAGGCGUCACACGACGCCUACGUUGCUCUCGAGCCCCAAGGGGUCGAGGAUGAGUCCGAAGGGGCCGGGCCAGGAGGGGCCCCCCAAGAUGGAGGUGAGGGUGUCCUGCGUCCCCUCGCCGGGCGCCGAGCCCCAAGGGAUCAGGGUGAGAAUUCCAGAGCCCAAGAAACGCCCGGUCAGCCCACCCUUUCACCACGACUCGAUGCGAGCCAGGUGCCCCUCGGUCCCCGAGAAGGAUUUGUACAGGAAGACGGCGUCGUUGGAUCGGCGCGACAGGUAUCCGACCCUGUCCGGCGCCGAGAUCAAGAGGGGACUGAUCCCAGGCGGUGGGUUGGAGAUGGCCGCGCCGAGAAACAGGAGGAACCCUAUGCUGGAUCGGAGGAAUCGUUUCCCGACCAUAUCCGGGGCCGAGCUGAAGCGGGGCCUCGCGAUCGGCAAGUGCCCGCUGGAGGACGGGCUCGAUCUCAGCCUGGCACCCUGGCCGGGCAUGAAGUGGGCCUGCGUCAGGGUGUUGCACCUGUACUGUAAGGUGUUCGACCAGUUCGAGCUGUUCGAGCUGAUAGUUAGAAAGAACUGCACCAGUUGCAAGUGUCCCCGUGAGGCGCACGAUGUGUGCCACGAGGAAUGGGUGUCGGUCAGGUCUCGUUUGGGCCUGAAAGGCGAGGAAUCUUCGUGUCCGGUUACUUUCGACCCCAGGGGGAAGGGCCUCGCCUGGGCUCCUCCUGGUCUACCAGCUCACAAGGUGGAGGAAUACUUUUCCAUGCUACCGGAGAAAUCCGUGCCUAGGUUAGGUACGCCCGGAGAACGAUACAGGGAUCGACAAUUGGCAUUUCAGCUGCCUAAGCAGGACUUAGCCAGAGCUUAUUGUCGCCACUUGAAUCCGAAACAUGCCAGCAGUGCUGACGAUUUUAUGGCGGCAAGGAACGAGAUCGCGUUGGAUAUCGGAAGCGUACAGGAAGUGUUUGAGAGAGAUGUUGAUUGCGGUGCGUGCCAUACGCCAUUAAAAUACGGCACCCUUGCCGUAUCUGCGAGCAAAUUGGGUCUUUUAUACCAUCCUGCAUGUUUUCGUUGCACAGAGUGCAAGGAACUUCUCGUCGAUCUUGCUUAUUGCGUACACGACGACACACUAUUCUGUGAAAGACAUUAUGCCGAGCAGUUGAAACCGAGGUGCGCGGCUUGCGACGAGUUGAUUUUCAGUGGCGAGUACACGAAGGCGAUGAGCAAGGAUUGGCACAGCGGCCACUUCUGUUGCUGGCAGUGCGACGAGUCUUUGACCGGGCAACGCUACGUGCUGAGGGACGAGCACCCUUAUUGCAUCAAGUGCUACGAGAGCGUAUUCGCGAAUGGAUGCGAGGAGUGCAACAAAAUCAUCGGUAUCGAUUCGAAGGAUUUGUCGUACAAGGAUAAGCAUUGGCACGAGGCCUGUUUCCUGUGCAACAGGUGCAGAGUGUCCUUGGUGGACAAACAAUUCGGUAGCAAGGUGGACAAGAUCUACUGCGGGAAUUGCUACGACGCCCAAUUCGCCAGCCGUUGCGAUGGAUGCGGCGAGAUCUUCCGUGCCGGUACCAAGAAGAUGGAGUACAAGACCAGGCAGUGGCACGAGAAGUGCUUCUGCUGCGUGGUGUGCAAGAACCCGAUCGGGACCAAGAGCUUCAUCCCGCGCGAGCAAGAGAUCUAUUGCGCCGCGUGCUACGAGGACAAGUUUGCCACUCGAUGCGUUAAGUGCAACAAGAUCAUCACCAGCGGUGGGGUAACGUACAAGAACGAGCCGUGGCACAGAGACUGCUUCACCUGUAGCAACUGUAACAAUUCCCUGGCUGGCCAGCGAUUCACGUCUCGCGACGACAAGCCCUAUUGCGCCGAUUGUUUCGGAGAACUGUUCGCCAAGAGAUGCACCGCCUGCUCCAAACCGAUCACAGGCAUCGGCGGAACUCGCUUCAUCUCUUUCGAGGACAGGCACUGGCACAACGACUGUUUCAUCUGCGCGGGUUGCAAGACCUCGCUGGUCGGCCGCGGUUUCAUCACCGACGGCGAAGACAUCAUCUGCCCCGAUUGCGCCAAGAUGAAGCUCAUGUAAACGUUCGCCAUUCCGAUCGUGGAACAACAUCGGGCGAACAGGAAACGGACGAGAAGGAAGGGAGAGGGAAGAGGGGGGAAGGAGAAUUUGAAUCGAGGAGAUUCAUCAACGGUGUCCAGCUUGUAAUAACGCGAAUAUGUAUAAUAUAUAUCCUCGCUAAGAUUUUUGCCUUUGAAAGAAAAAAAGAGACUCCCCGCUUCGGGAAAAGGGAAAGUCUAGAUCAAUUUUGACGAUGAUCGAGUCGAGUUUGUUCGCCACCUCUGGAACAGAGAGGAUAUCGCGAUAAAAAUUACCGUAUUUCUCUUAUCUCCUCGAUAUUAUAUUUUCAGGAAAUAUAUAUUAUAUAUUAUACGUGUCCAUAGCAGUGAGAAAUGCUGUACUUUUUAUCGAAGGGGGAAAAAGAAAUAUAUCCUUCCGCAACAAUUUUUUCGAAACGGGUAAAACGGAUAAUUCUCUGUUCUUCUCUCUGGCACUUUAGUGCCGAGUUUUCGCGCGGCGAAAAUUUUCUCGAAGCGAAGGGAACGCGAGCUGACACGGGGGUACUUGCUAGCUUCGUAGUUUUUUAGAGGCCUUUUUUUUAGAUUCACAUUUGCGAUUCCGAUUGUUUCUUCCUCGCGCGAUUGAUCGUGAUCGAGGAGAGGCCAAAAGAACCGGGAUGUUAAACGGAAUGUCGAACGAGCGAAUAUAAAAUAUUCGCAGAAACUUCGUUGAAGAAAAAUUCGAGAAUCAAAUCGUCUUAAUUAACGUGGAUCGAGUUGUUGUAAUUGUAUCGAUUGGAGAAUGGAACGAAGCUACGUACUGUCGUGACGUUAUUUAACGCUAUUGUUUUUCUUCUUCUUCUUCUUUUCGCUUUGUACACAAUGAUAGAAAAGAGCGCGACGAGAAUAAACGCGAGGAAUAAAAAUGAAAAAAAUGAGAGGAAAAAAAAAAUAGAUGGAUCCUAUAUAUUCUUACGGAACUAAAUUUGAUAUAUGGAUAAUAUUACUUUUAUUUAACUUAAACUCACACGUAUACACACACACACACACACAUAUACACGAACACAAACACGAACAAUUAUACACAUACACAUCAACACGAUGCCUUUACAUGCGCGAGAAAACUACACCCUUUUCUCUCUCUCUCUCUCUCUCCCCCUAUCUCUAUCUCUAUCGCUCUGCGAUAUUGUACAGUAACACUCGUGCAAAAUUCGAGUAUAUAACGAACGACUAAUUAAAACGAUGGGGCUCGGGUGCAUAGUUGUUGAGAAUGAGUGAAAAAUGUUAAAGAUUCAAAAAGUUCGACACACGAGAUUUAAAUUUACGUUAUAGUCCAAAGAUUAUGAACUAAAUUUUUACCUUUCCUAUAUACCUUUCUAUUCUUAGAAUAAUUUUAACUCUUCACGCGAGCCCAAUUAUAUAUAUUCGCGAAUGCGCGAUAUAAGUUCGCGAGCAUUUUUGCAUCAACCACGUCAAAUUGAAUAAAAAUAAUAAAAAGUUCAAAAAAAAAAACAAUAAUGAUAAUAAAAUAAAAUAUACAACAGAAAGAGAAAGAAAAAGAAUCACACGCAUCUACACACGCAUGCCGGACGAGUGUGCUACACGCACACGCGGAAAAAAACACUAAUUGUGGCCUUAUCCGCACGAGUACAUAAAGAUAAAAAAAAGAAAAAAAAAACUAACGUUUUACGAGAAAUUAAUUAGUUGUUGAUA
Apis florea (little honeybee) is the source of this 3823-nucleotide messenger RNA. It is a transcript of the gene Lmpt, whose product is annotated as four and a half LIM domains protein limpet. The record is from RefSeq and is a predicted model, not a curated record. Lineage: Eukaryota; Metazoa; Arthropoda; Insecta; Hymenoptera; Apidae. Gene Ontology annotation, molecular function: zinc ion binding; transcription coregulator activity. Gene Ontology annotation, cellular component: Z disc; nucleus.